GCUGUGAGAACCGCUGUCCGGGUGAAGGAAAGGGGCGGAGAAAGGGUGGAACUUCCUCUUCUCGCGGGAGCGGGGAACGCGGGAGUGCCACGUCCGACUGUGUGAAGCGGAGAGAAAGAAGACCCCAGAGCCGAUAUUCGCGAUGGCCCACGGAGUCCCAGGGGCCAGAUGCUGGGCAGCUGUGGGGUUGGUGACUUGGGUUGCCUUAGAGCUGCUGGUGUCAGGACUUGGGGGCCGCACAGACCUGCAUGAAGAUAUGCAUGAAGAUUUCCAUCAUUCUGGCCAUGGGCACUCACACAAGGAUUUCCACCGGCAUGACCAUGGGCACUCACAUGAGGAUUUCCACCAUCCUGGCCAUGGGCACUCCCAUGAAGAUUUCCAGCAUCAUGGCCGUGGACAUUUGCAUGAUGAUUUCCAUCAUGGUCACAGCCAUGCACCAGGACACCAUGGCCACACACAUGAAAACUUUUAUUAUGAGUCUGACCCUUUGCACAGUAGACAUUCACGUGAAGGAAAUGGACACAGAGAUCACACUCAUGACCAUGGACACAGCCAUGCUCAUGAAUAUGGACAAAGCCCUAAAGGCAUUGGGGAUUCUGAGGUUCUAGGCAGUGGGCAGGACUUGGACACAUUCAGUCUUUGGGCAUAUGCUUUGGGGGCAACAGUGCUGAUCUCAGCGGCACCAUUUUUCAUCCUAUUCCUUGUGCCUGUGGAAUCCAAUUCCCCCCAGCACCGAUCACUCCUGCAAAUCCUGCUCAGCUUUGCCUCAGGGGGCCUUCUGGGAGAUGCCUUCUUGCAUCUCAUACCUCAUGCACUGGAACCUCAUUCUCAUCAUGGGGAUGUAGAAUCUCAACUUGAGGAAAGGCCAGGACAUGGACACUCCCAUAGCCACCAGGGCCCCAUUCUUUCUGUUGGGCUCUGGGUUCUCGGUGGAAUUGUUGCCUUUCUUGUGGUGGAGAAAUUUGUGACACAUGUGAAGGGGGGACAUGGACAUGGACAUGGACAUGGACACGAGCAUGGCCAAUGUGAAUCCUCAAAGGAAAAACAGAGCUCAGAUGAGGAAGAGAAAGAGAAAGAAAUUGGAGGGGCAAGGAGGAGAAGAGGAGCAGGCAAAGAACCCAGUGAUGGUGCAGUGAAACAGCUUAAAUCUGAAGAGGAGAAAGGGGGCUCAGACAUGCGUGUGUCUGGAUACCUGAACCUAGCUGCUGACUUGGCUCACAACUUCACCGAUGGUCUAGCAAUUGGGGCCUCUUUCCGAGGGGGCCGUGGACUAGGGAUCUUGACCACAUUGACUGUCUUGCUACAUGAAGUGCCCCAUGAAGUUGGGGAUUUUGCCAUCCUUGUGCAGUCUGGCUGCAGCAAGAGGCAGGCGAUGCGUCUUCAACUGCUGACAGCACUGGGGGCCCUAGCAGGCACAACCUGUGCACUCUUGGCUGAAGGAGGGUCCCAGGGAAACAGUGCUGCUGGUAGUAGUGGCGGCCCAGGUUGGGUCCUCCCCUUUACAGCUGGUGGUUUCAUCUAUGUGGCAACUGUGUCUGUAUUGCCUGAGCUGCUGAGGGAGGCUUCUCCCCUGCAGUCCUUGCUGGAGGUUCUGGGGCUGUUGGGUGGAGUUGCUAUGAUGGUGCUGAUUGCCUACCUCGAAUGAGAGGUGGGAGACCCCUCCCCCUAAACCUUGGAGGGCAGUUUGACUUGGAUGGGGUCCACAAACCAAAGGGAGGAGCAGCCAAGUACCAGAAAGGUAAACGUCUAGAGGGGCAAUGAACUUGGGUUGGCCCUAUAGGCCUGAAGGUCUCAGGGAGCAGUAGACUUGAGAAUGAGACUCUAGAAUGGCUGUAGUAUUGAGAAUUGACUGACAGUGGAGUUGGGUUUUAGGUGGCAUGGCUAAAUGUGGCCAUGGUAGAAGGGCCAGACCCAAGAAGAAAGGAAGAGGGAGCCACAGAAUAGGGAUGCCUAUCACCUGUGUCCCCCAUACCUGUUCUCAAGGGACCAAGCUGCCCCCAGCUGCUCCUCCCAUCUUUCCUCUUGACGAGGGUGUGCCUUUCUCAAAGGCCUGAGCCCUAGACCGAGGGGGUGGAGGGGAGGAGUCAGGAUUUAGGUAAAUCGUGUGCAGUGAUUGGGAGGUGGGGGUGGACUUGGUAUUGAUCUUAUACCUGUUUAGUUUUUUGCUUUUUUUAUAU
Molecule: messenger RNA, 2177 nt
Organism: Vombatus ursinus (common wombat)
Lineage: Eukaryota; Metazoa; Chordata; Mammalia; Diprotodontia; Vombatidae
Gene: SLC39A7
Product: solute carrier family 39 member 7
Exons: 8
Coding region: 143-1645 (500 amino acids)
Biological process (GO): zinc ion transmembrane transport; intracellular zinc ion homeostasis
Cellular component (GO): membrane
Molecular function (GO): zinc ion transmembrane transporter activity
Source: RefSeq, a predicted model, not a curated record